Molecule: messenger RNA, 753 nt
Organism: Scheffersomyces coipomensis
Lineage: Eukaryota; Fungi; Ascomycota; Pichiomycetes; Serinales; Debaryomycetaceae
Product: SDR family oxidoreductase
Exons: 1
Coding region: 1-753 (250 amino acids)
Molecular function (GO): oxidoreductase activity, acting on the CH-OH group of donors, NAD or NADP as acceptor
Source: RefSeq, a predicted model, not a curated record
AUGUCAGGACAAACUUACUUUAUCACCGGUGCCAAUCGUGGUAUCGGUUUCGAAAUCACCAAGUAUUUAGUUGCUUCAAACCCAGAGAAUAAGAUUAUCGCUACCGUUCGUGAUAUUUCAAAAGCAACUGCCUUAAAGGAAUUAAGCAAGAAUGUUAUCGUAUUCUCUCUUGAUUUAGGAAAUCAGCAAUCAAUUGAUGCUAUUCCUUCUGAAUUAGAAAAAAUCAAAGUUGAUGCUAUUGAUGUCUUUGUUUCAAAUGCUGCUAUUGCUGAUUCUUAUCUUACUGUUUUAGAUUGCCCAAAGAAAACUUGGUUAGAACAUUAUGAAAUUAAUGUAUUGGCUCCAAUUUUAAUCUUCCAAAAAGUUUAUAAAGCUUUAACUAAAUCAACCACUAAGAAAGUUGUUUUUAUCUCAUCUGGAGCUGGUUCACUCACUGGUUAUGUUCCAACUCCAGUCAGUGCCUAUGGUCAAUCAAAAGCAGCUCUUAACUUCUCUGUUAUUGAAUUGAGUGCUGAAUUAAAACCUGAAGGUUUCACUGUUGCUGCUAUUUCACCUGGUAUUGUCUCAACUGAUAUGGGAUCUUAUGGUUUUACCAAAAUCAGUGCUAACUCUCCACAUUUAGUUGAAGCUCUUUCUGGUUUAUCAUUAACUCCCGAACAAAGUGGUACUGCUGUUGGUAAAGUUAUUGAAACCUUAAGUGAAGAGGAUAAUGGUAAAUUCCUUAACUUCGAUCAUACUGAAACUCCUUAUUAG